UUAAUUUUGUUUCUUUUAGUGACAAUGCUGUCAUUACAGAUUUUGUAGUGGUAGUGCUUAUACGAUUUUUACGCAUGCUCCAUUGUGGUAGAUCUUUUAUUCCUUGUUUAGAAAGAUGGCAGACAACACACUUUAUGAUAUUUUAGGUGUGCCCAGAAACGCACCAGCAAACGACAUUAAAAAGCAAUAUAGGAAGCUAGCGAAAGAAUUUCAUCCAGACAAAAACCCAGCUGCCGGCGACAAAUUCAAAGAAAUUAGCUAUGCCUACGAAGUCUUGUCAGAUCCAAAAAAGAGGUCCCUGUAUGACAGAGUGGGCCUCAAAGGUAUGCAAGAGGGUGCUCACGAUGGAUUUGGUGGAGACGAUCUACUUUCACACUUAUUCGGCGGUGGUUUAUUUGGAGGAUUCGGUGGAGGGGGGCCGCGGAGGAGACUAAGAGGUGAAGACACAGUGCAUCCCCUAAAAGUAUCCCUGGAAGACAUGUAUAAUGGAAAAACAUCAAAACUACAGUUAAGUAAGAACGUGAUCUGUAAUACUUGCAGUGGUAAAGGUAGUAAAAGCGGAAACACCGAGAAGUGCAGCACUUGUAAUGGUUGUGGAUUAAAAGUAACGUAUAGACAAGUGGUUCCAGGAAUGGCACAACAAACUCAAACACGCUGUCCAGACUGUCAUGGUGAAGGUGAAAUAAUCAAGGAAAAAGAUAGAUGCUCUAGUUGCAAGGGCAAAAAAGUAUGUAACGAGACUAAAAUACUAGAGGUUCAUGUUGAUAAAGGCAUGAAAGAAAACCAAAAAAUUUUCUUCAGAGGUGAAGGCGACCAACAGCCAGAUGUAGAACCUGGAGAUGUAGUGAUUAUUUUGCAGCAGAAACCCCACGAAAGAUUCCAAAGAAAUGGUGAUGAUCUACAUGUUAAACAUAAUAUUUCCUUAACAGAAGCACUUUGUGGCUUUUCCUUUGUGAUUCAUCAUCUAGAUGGAAGAGAUAUUCUUGUAAGACAACCUCCAGGAGAAGUUAUUAAACCAGGUGGUGUAAAGUGUGUAAGAGGUGAAGGUAUGCCCCAUUACAAAAACCCAUUCGAAAAAGGUAACAUGUAUAUAUCAUUCGAUGUUAAGUUUCCCGAAAAUCAUUUCACUAGUGAGAAUAAUCUAAAAGCAUUAGAAACUCUUUUACCCCCUAGAUCUUUAUUCACAAUGCCUGUAGGAGAACAUGUAGAAGAAGUUGAUUUACAAGAAGUUGAUCCAACUGAUAAAGGCCAUUCGUCUCGAGGUGAAGCUUACGCUAGUGAUGAUGAAGAACAAUCACAUGGGCCAGGUUUACAAUGUGCACAUCAAUAGAAUAUUACUUUUUAGUUAUUGCAAAUCUGUAUGUUGUUCUGCGCUUCUUUCUGACAAAGGAUAUUGUAUUGAAAUUGAUUCCGUAGAAAAAUGAGUUUUUAUUUAAUAUUAUUUUGUAAUUUACAUAAAGAUGGCAACUUCAGACUGUAGUGUAGAAGGUACCAUUAUUGUUUUUCAUCAUUUGCUCUUAUUUAUUGCAUUGUAUACUUCUGUUACUCAUAUUUCUACAUAGAUGAAAUAAUACAAAUUAUUUUAACAUAA
Messenger RNA from Diabrotica virgifera virgifera (western corn rootworm), 1591 nucleotides. Its product is annotated as dnaJ homolog subfamily A member 2. Gene Ontology annotation, molecular function: Hsp70 protein binding; ATP binding. Lineage: Eukaryota; Metazoa; Arthropoda; Insecta; Coleoptera; Chrysomelidae. The transcript is spliced from 2 exons. Gene Ontology annotation, biological process: response to heat; protein refolding. The coding region runs from base 116 to 1330 and encodes 404 amino acids. The record is from RefSeq and is a predicted model, not a curated record. Gene Ontology annotation, cellular component: cytoplasm; cytosol.